AUGCUGGUUUUCUUUCUUCCCUCUCUUCCUUCUCUUUUCUCAUUCCUUUCUUUCUCUCUGGUCUUUCUCUUCCCUUUCAUUUUUCUUUCAUUUCUCUUUCUCUCUCUUCCCUCUUUUCCUUCUCUUUCUUUCAUUUCUUUUUUCUCUUCCUUCUCAUCCUUCUGUGUUCUUUUCUUCAUUACCUUUUCUUCCUCUUUAUCUUCCUCUUUCUCUCUCUGUGUCUUUUUCUCUUCAUGCUCUUUUUCUUUCUUUUCCUUCUCCCCUCAUUUCUUUGUAUCUCUUUCUCUUCCCUCUGGUUGUCUUCUCAUUUUACUUUCUCUUUCCUUUUUCUCUUUUCUCUCUCUUUUCUAUUUUUUUCUUUUUUAUCUCUUUCUUCUCUUUCUUCCCUUUCUCUUCCCUUCUCUUCUCUUCUUUUCUGUCUCCUUUCAUUUCUUUUUCUUUCUCUUUCCUUUUCUCUUUCUCAUUUCUCUUCUGUUUCUAUUCUUUCUUUUUUUCUCUUUCUUUCUUUCUUUCUUUCUCUUUUUCUUCUUCUCCUUCUUUUCUCUUUCCUCUCUUCUCUUUCUUCUUUUUUCUUUCUCUGCUUUCUUUCUCUUCUCUUCCUUUCUUUCUUUUCUUUUCUUUCUCUGGCUUUCUCUUUCUUUUCUCAUUUCUCUUCUGUCUCUUUUUUUUCAUUCAUUCUCUUUCCUUUUCUCUUUCCUUCUCAUUUUCUGUCCUCUUUUUUCUAUUCAUUUCUUCCCUUCUCUCUUCUCAUUUUUCUUUUUCUUUCUUUCUCUCUUUCUUUCUUUCUCUCUUUUCUCUUUUUCUCUCCUCUCCUUCUGUCUCUUUUCUCUUCUCCUUUAUUUCUUUUCUCUUUCCUUCUCUCCUUCUAUCUUUUUUCUUUCUCUUCCUUUCUCUCUUUCUCAUUUUCUCUUCUUUUCUAUUCUCUUUGCUUUUCUUUCUUUCUCUCCUUCUCUGUCUUUUCUCUCUCAUGAUGGAUUUUCUCUUCUUCUGAUCCUUCUCUUCUCUUCUUUCUUUCUCAUCUUCCUCUUUUCAUCCUUCUGUGUCUCUUUUCUCUUUCAUUUCUCUUUUCUCUCUUCUCUUUUCUCCUUCUUUCUCUUUUCUCUUUCAUUUCUUUAUUUCUCUUCCUAUCUCUUCUUCUUUCUUUUUCUCUGUCAUGCUGGUUUCAUUUUCUUUUCCUCUCUUUCUUCUCUUUUUUUCUCUUUUCCUCUUCUUUUCUCUUCUUUUUCUCUUUCUUCUGAUCCUUCUCUAUUGAUUUUUCUCUUUCUCUUUCUCUUCUUGUUUUCUCUUCCCUUUCUAUGUCUUCUUUCUUCUUCUCUUUUCUGUUCAUUUCUUUUUCUUUUCUCUCUUUCUUUCUCUUUUCUCUUUUCUUUGUCUUUUUCUUUCAUUUUCUUUUCUCUUUCUUUUCUUCCUCUCUUUUCUCUCUUCCUUUUCUCUUUCCUUUCAUGUUCAUUUUUCUUUCCUCUUUCUUUUUUCUUUUUUAUUCCUCUUCUCUUUCUUUUCUUUUUCAUCUUCUCUUUUCUCUUUCUCUCUCAUUUUCUCUUCCUCUCUUUCUUUUCUAUUCUUUUCUUCUUCCUCUUUCUUUCUUCCCUCUCUUUUCUUCUGUCCUUUCUAUUCAUGCUGGCUUUUCUCUCUUCCUCUCUUUCUUUCUGUUUCUUUCAUUUCUCUUCCUUUCUUUUCUUUUUUCUCUUCCUCUCUUUCUUCUUUUUUCUUUCAUGCUGGAUUUUCAUUUCUUUGAUUUCUCUUCCUUUUCUUUCAUUUGGCUUUUCUCUUUCUUUCUUCUUCUCUGAUCAUUUCUUUGAUUUCUCUUCCUCUCUUUCUCUUUCUAUGAUCUAUCUCAUUUUUUUUCUCCACCUUUCUUUCUUUCUCUUUCUCUUCCUCUCUUUCUUUUUCUCAUUCUUUUCUAUUCAUCUACUCUUUCAUUUCUUCUUUCUCUUCCUUCUUUCUUUGCUCAUUUUUCUUUCCCUCUGA
This is a messenger RNA of Acanthosepion pharaonis, 1968 nucleotides long. The record is from the annotation of a GenBank genome assembly. NCBI's taxonomy places the organism in Eukaryota, Metazoa, Mollusca, Cephalopoda, Sepiida, Sepiidae.